Rhodotorula graminis WP1 is the source of this 1017-nucleotide messenger RNA. RefSeq lists its product as uncharacterized. Gene Ontology annotation, molecular function: phosphatidylinositol-3-phosphate binding. The transcript has 3 exons. Lineage: Eukaryota; Fungi; Basidiomycota; Microbotryomycetes; Sporidiobolales; Sporidiobolaceae. Gene Ontology annotation, cellular component: phagophore assembly site; extrinsic component of membrane. Gene Ontology annotation, biological process: reticulophagy; autophagy of mitochondrion; autophagosome assembly. The record is from RefSeq and is a predicted model, not a curated record. The annotation marks the transcript as partial.
AAGAUCUCGCCGCUUCGCCUGUACGUCGACCAGGACGCGCUCGACUUCCUCAAGGCGUUUGGCGCGUUCGAGCUGUCGUCGGCGGGCAAGGCGCCAGCGAGCGCUCCCUCGAGCUCGCCCUCGCAAGAGCCCUUCUACCAGCGCGUCGAGGUCCUGCCUGUCAAGCUCAAGCUCGACUACAAGCCCAAGCGGGUCGACUACAACGCGCUCCGCAGCGGCAAGACGGCCGAGCUCAUGAACUUCUUCCACUUUGACGGGUCCGAGAUGACGCUUAGGCACCUCGUCGUCAACGGCAUCUCGGGUACGACGACGCUGUCGUCGCUCGUGCAGGACAUCUGGACGCCGGACGUCAAGGCGCACCAGCUCGCCGACGUCAUCAGCGGCAUCGCGCCCGUGCGCUCGGUCGUCAAUGUCGGCGCGGGCAUGGCCAACCUCGUCCUGCUCCCGAUCGAGCAGUACCGCAAGGACGGGCGCGUCGUGCGCGGCCUCCACAAGGGCGCGAGCGCGUUCGCGCGCCAGACGACGCUCGAGGCCAUCAACGUCGGCGCCAAGCUCGCGACGGGCACGCAGGUCAUCCUCGAGCAGGCCGAGCACGUCCUCGGCGCGAGGUUCGCCGCGCCGCUCGCGCUCGAGACGGUCGCGGCUUCGUCUUCCUCGUCGUCGGCAUCGGCAUCGGCGGGUGCGGCACACGGCGACGGCGAAGCGCUCGUCGUCGGCGAGGAGGGCCUGUCGGACGAGGAGCGGCGCGAGGUGCGCAGCCGGUACGCGUCGCAGCCGGCCGAUCUGCGUCAAGGGAUGCAGAGCGCGUACAAGAGUCUCGGAGAGAACUUCAAGGAGGCGGCCCAGACGAUCCUCGCCGUGCCAAUGGAGGUUUACGAGCGGUCCGGGACCGAGGUGCGUCCCCUCUCUCUCUUUCGAUCUCUCUUCGCCGAUCUCGCCGCUGACUCCUCGCUUCCAAGCAGGGCCCCGUUCGCUCGGUUGUACGUGCCGUGCCCGUCGCCGUCCUCAAGCCAAUGA